Molecule: messenger RNA, 4956 nt
Organism: Drepanopeziza brunnea f. sp. 'multigermtubi' MB_m1
Lineage: Eukaryota; Fungi; Ascomycota; Leotiomycetes; Helotiales; Drepanopezizaceae
Biological process (GO): microtubule-based movement
Molecular function (GO): ATP binding; microtubule binding; microtubule motor activity
Source: RefSeq, a predicted model, not a curated record
AUGGCGCCGCAAGGUGGAGGGAACAUCAAGGUGGUGGUACGAUGCCGGCCGUUCAAUGGCAGAGAAAUCGACCGCGGAGCAAAAUGUAUCGUCCAGAUGGAGGGCGCGCAGACGGUCCUGAUCCCCCCUCCAGAGGCCGAGGAAAAGAUGCGCUCUGGCAAAGGGGGUGCCAAAGACAUUGGGCGGAAAGUCUUUGCGUUCGACAGAUCCUACUGGUCCUUCGACAAGAGCGAUCCAAACUACGCCGGGCAGGAUAAUCUGCACGCAGAUCUAGGGAAGCCACUGCUGGACAAUGCCUUCCAGGGAUACAACAACUGCAUCUUCGCCUACGGACAGACCGGAUCUGGAAAGUCGUACUCGAUGAUGGGAUAUGGCUCCGAAGCAGGUGUUGUACCGAAGAUUUGCCAGGAUAUGUUUGAGCGGAUUGAUACUAUGCAGCAGCAGGAUUCCAAUGUCAAGUAUACGGUGGAGGUGUCCUACUUAGAAAUUUACAAUGAGCGAGUUAGGGAUCUGCUGAAUCCGUCUACCAAGGGCAAUCUUAAGGUCAGAGAACAUCCGUCUACGGGACCAUAUGUGGAGGACUUGGCGAAGUUGGUGGCGGGGAGCUUCAACGAGAUUGAGCAUCUGAUGGACGAGGGAAACAAAGCGAGAACGGUCGCGGCUACGAAUAUGAACGAGACGAGUAGUCGGAGUCACGCUGUUUUUACUCUUACCUUGACUCAGAAGCGGUACGAUGUCGAUACGAAAAUGUCGCUGGAAAAGGUUGCGAAGAUCAGCCUGGUGGAUUUAGCGGGUUCUGAGAGAGCGCAGUCUACUGGUGCCACAGGAGCUCGGCUGAAGGAAGGGGCGGAGAUCAAUAGAUCCCUAUCUACACUCGGUCGAGUUAUUGCUGCAUUGGCAGAUUUGUCCGAGGGCAAGAAAAAGAAGGGCGGGAAAGCUGCUACGCAAGUCCCGUACAGAGACAGUGUCUUGACAUGGCUGUUGAAGGACUCGCUGGGAGGAAACAGUAUGACGGCUAUGAUUGCAGCUAUCAGCCCGGCUGACAUCAACUUCGACGAGACUCUGAGUACGCUCAGAUAUGCGGACAGUGCAAAGAGAAUCAAGAAUCACGCCGUGGUGAACGAGGACGCUAACGCGAGGAUGAUUCGGGAACUGAAAGAGGAGCUUGAAUCUCUCCGAGGCAAACUAAGUGGUGGCGGAGGUGGCGGCGGCGGGCCAGCAGAGGAGGUGUACGCCGAGGGAACACCGCUCGAGAAGCAAAUCGUCAGUAUCGUGCAGGCCGACGGCUCUGUGAAAAAAGUCUCGAAAGCGGAGAUUGCGGAACAGCUGAAUCAAAGUGAGAAGCUCUAUUCGGAUCUCAACCAGACCUGGGAGCAGAAGCUACAGAAGACCGAAGAGAUCCACAAGGAGCGAGAAGCUGCGCUCGAAGAGCUCGGCAUUAGUAUUGAGAAGGGCUUCGUGGGGCUGCACACCCCGAAGAAAAUGCCCCAUUUGGUCAACUUGUCUGACGAUCCGUUACUGGCGGAGUGCCUCGUGUACAACCUCAAGCCGGGUACGACCACUGUGGGUAACGUGGACACGGUGGGCGAGCACGUCUCGGAAAUUCGACUGAAUGGCACCCGUAUAUUGGACGAGCACUGCACGUUUGAAAAUGCUGACAACGUAGUCACACUCGUACCAAAGGAGGGUGCCGCUGUCAUGGUCAACGGGAAGCGGAUCGAGCAAGCGAAGCGGCUACGCAGUGGAUAUCGGGUCAUCCUUGGAGACUUCCACAUCUUUAGAUUCAACCAUCCCAUGGAAGCGAGGGCUGAGCGGGCGGAGCAAAGCUCUUUGAGGCACUCGAUCAUUGCAAAUCAGAUGGGCGAUUUCGAAAAAGCUUCGCCAUCUCCCAGCCCUCGGCCUGGCCACGACAGAUCAUCCAGCAAAGCCAUAUCAGAGGUCGAAUGGGAUGGAAGUCCCACAGACUCACCACUGCCACUUCAACGCGGCGGGGAUUCGGACUGGUCUUUCGCUAGAAGAGAAGCGGCCAGUGCUAUCCUUGGUCCGGACAAGCAAGUUGCAGGGCUUACGGAUGAGGAGUUGAAUCUUCUUUUUGAAGAUGUCCAGAAGGUGCGGGCAGAGCGUGCUGUCCAAAAUAUGGAUGAUGAUUUGGAUUCCGUCACCUCGUAUCCUAUUCGGGAGAAGUACAUGUCAAACGGUACUCUGGACAACUUCUCGCUCGACACUGCAUUGACGAUGCCAUCAACGCCAAAACAGGGCGAGGUAGAAGAUAAGAUGCGUGAAGUACGCGAAGAGAUGCAGGUCCAAUUGGAUAGGCAGAAAGAAGAUUAUCAGGACCAAUUGAAGUCUGCCGAGGCCGCCAACGUCGAGGUGGAGGAGAUCAAGAAAGAGAAGAUUCGGAUGGAGGAGAGUCUGCGAGAGGUCAAGGAAGACAUGCUUCGGCAGCUGGAAGCACAACGGAAAGAAUUCGAGCAGCGCCUUCAAACGAUAAAUUCAACGAAGCCAAGAUCAGCCGCGGCCUACUCGGGCUUGACCGAGCAAGAAAUUGCUAUUGCGGAGAGCGUGAUAGCGCACUGGCGAAGCCGGAGGUAUGUUAGGAUGGCCGAAGCUGUCUUGCAAUCUGCGGCAAACCUCAAGGAAGCUCAGAUCAUGAGCCAGGAGAUGGAUGAGAGCGUUGUCUUCCAAUUCGCGAUUGUCGAUGUUGGACACGAUUUAUGCUCGUCGUAUGACAUGGUCUUAAACGGUAUCUCAGGCGAAGGUGAUGACCUCUGCCUCGAAGAUGCGACGAAACCCUGCGUUGGUGUUCGAGUUAUCGACUAUAAGAAAAGUGUUGUCCGCCUCUGGAGCUUGGAGAAGCUGCAGGAUCGGGUGAGACUGAUGCGGCAGAUGCACCAGUAUAUUGAUCGGCCAGAGUAUCUCCAGCACUUUAAGCUCGAGAAUCCCUUCGUGGAGACUUGCAUGCCUCAGUACACUCAUGUUGGUGAUGUUGAUGUGCCACUGGCAGCUGUUUUCGAGAGCCGGGUACAGGACUUCAGCCUUGAUGUCUUGUCACCAUACACUUCUCACGCUAUUGGCAUGCUCAAGUUAUCACUCGAGCCUUCCUCUGCGCGGGCACCUUCGAGCACCCUCAAAUUUAACGUGGUCAUGCAUGAUCUUGUUGGAUUUGCCGAGCGAGAAGGCACUGAAGUGCACGCUCAGCUAUUUCUCCCUGGUGCGUCUAACGAGGGCGGCGUGACAACAACCCAAAUGAUCAAGGAUUUCGACGAAGGUCCGAUCCGAUUUGAAAGUGUCCACAGCAUGAGCGUACCAAUGUUCGGACCAAUUGAUGUAUCCUUGCGCGUCGCCAUAUUUGCCAAUGUAUCGUCGAUGCAUCUCGACAAGCUGCUCAGCUGGGAUGACAUGCGUGACAAUGUUGUCCGGCCAAAGCAGAAGCGGAAGAAUGCUCGGAUAGCAGAAUCUCAAUUCUUCACGGAAGAGAAGCAUGAUGUCUUUGCCCGGAUACAGAUACAUGAGAUGGCGGAGAAUGGCGAGUAUCUGCCGGUCGAGGUACUUCAGACUAGCGAGCUGGACAAAGGAUCGUUUCAGCUCCACCAAGGUCUCCAAAGGCGGAUUGUUAUUAACCUCACGCACAGCUCUGGCGAGGCUCUUCCAUGGGACGAUGUGUCUGGACUUCGGGUCGGUCGUAUACAGCUUGUCGACCAUGUUGGCAAGACGCCAGACCUCAGCUCACCUACACCUGAGAUACCCCUGAAGCUCGUUUCGAAACCAAAGGUCCAGCAGAACGCCAACGGUACGAGUGACGUGACGCUCAUCGGACAAUGGGACUCCAGUGCGCACGAGUCGCUUCUGCUCGAUCGUGUCACAGCAGACAAGUACAAGGUCCAAAUGUCCCUGGUAUGGGACAUCAACUCACCCAAAUUCUCUGAGUUGAUGACUUUUUCUAUCGAUGUGUGGACUCAAAUACUGUCAAGAUCUUACGUUCGGUCAACAUCCAUGUUUGCUUCUUUAUGGCAGACGGUACGGAUCGUUCACUCUACCUCUGCAGUCUUUUCGGUUCGGGUCCGCCCAUCGCCGGUCAAGCGAGCAGGCGACCUGUGGCGUAUGAACACCCAGAACGAUUAUGUCAAGGGCGAAGAGGGCUUGACCGACUGGAAACCCAGAGGUGUGAGUUUGAUACGGGAUUUCAUUGCAGCGAAGAGGCGUAGGCAACGGCUCGCAGAACUAGAAGCAGCCCUGCCGCUCCUGAGCCGUAUCACAUUCCCAUCACCGCCAGCCACUGCAGCCUCCACCAACGGCGACAGUCUACCAGCCGGCGAAGAAGCCCCCGAUCCAGAAGUCAGCGAGCACGACAAGGCGCUUCUCUUAAAGUUCCUCAAGCUCUGGAAACUCUGCCAUGACCCCGUCUCCAGUAUCCUAACUCCCAAUAAUGUCGAGCCCCCCUCUAGUGGCGCACCUCCCACCCAAGCCGAAACACCGACGAACCCUCAUCUCACCGCCUCAAUAACCCAGAUCCCCAAGAACCCUACCAUCCUCAAAGGCGGAUACCUCCUCACGCCCUCUGCCGACUCCUCGCGCUGGGUGCGCCGCUUUGUCGAGCUCAGGCGCCCCUACAUGCACAUCCACUCCGUGCCUGAUGGGGAGGAGGUCUGCGUCGUCUCAUUGCGCAACUCCCGCGUUGAUCACCAGCCGCAGAUUGCACGGCUUCUGAGACGAGAUGGUGGGGGUAUGGGCAAUGGGAAUAGGAACGGGAAUGGGAAUGGCAAUAGAGGGAGAGGAGGGCACGGGAACGAGAAUGAGGAUCGCGUGUUUGCGGUGUAUGGCACGGACAACACCUGGCUCUUCAAGGCGCGGAGCGAGCGGGAGAAGGUGGAGUGGAUCUUCAAGAUUGAUCAGAGUUAUUUCGGGGGAAGCGGGAGUGGGAGUGGGGGUGGCACGAGUGACGAUGAUUUUUACUGA